This is a messenger RNA of Cannabis sativa, 4175 nucleotides long. Its product is annotated as respiratory burst oxidase homolog protein A. Bases 536 to 3415 code for a protein of 959 amino acids. Gene Ontology annotation, molecular function: calcium ion binding; NAD(P)H oxidase H2O2-forming activity; peroxidase activity. The record is from RefSeq and is a predicted model, not a curated record. Lineage: Eukaryota; Viridiplantae; Streptophyta; Magnoliopsida; Rosales; Cannabaceae. The transcript is spliced from 14 exons. Gene Ontology annotation, cellular component: plasma membrane.
CCCUAAGCUUCUUCAUUCUUUCUUUGCUCAUUUUCUCUCUCUAAAAAUCACUAUAAACCGCGUUGUUGUUGUGUUUCACAAAAUUAAAAAUAAAUUUUAUAGUGUGGGGAAAGCAAAUGAGUACUAAUUAAUUAGACCAACCAAAAAAAGCUCUAAACCUAUAAAUAUAUAUAUAUAUGUAUAGUUUGAUUCUUUUCUUCAUUCAUGGCGGUUUAAUUAUAUACCACUGUACCAUAAUUUUACAUUGAUGUAGAUGAUCAUGAUCGUGGAGGAAGACUUGCUUUGAUUACGAAGUUUUUUUGAAGUGUUUAGUCUCUUUCAUCUUUCUCAGCUACAAAUUUCACCUUUGUCUUUUCUCUGCUGGUUUUGAUUUUAGUUUCUCUUCCGCGUUAACAUGUCAAUUCACUGAGAUUCCCCUCAAAAUCAACGCGUCCGAGAGUUCGUAUAAAAAACUUCUGCCUCAUUUCUCAUUUUGAAUUAAUAAUACAUUGACCGAAAUAUUGAUUGAUUUGAUUGAUUUCUCAAGAAAUUUUCGAUGAGGGAUUUUCCGAAGCACGAGCGACGUUGGGCGUCUGAUUCGGUUCCUGUUAAAUCGGCGGUGAGUGCUGGAUCAUCGCCGGGAUACGAUUCCAGUUCGACUGCGGCGGAAGAGGAGUUUGUUGAGGUUACGCUUGAUCUUCAAGAUGAUAAUACGAUUUUACUUCGGAGUGUUGAACCGGCGACGGUGAUUAACAUCGAUGACGCAAUCUCUGUCGUUGGUGGUGCCGGAAGUGAAACUCCGGCUUCGGUGUCGAGAUCUCCGUCUACGUUUAGGCGGAGCUCGUCGAGUCGGCUUCGUCAGUUUUCUCAUGAGCUUAAAGCGGAAGCCGUCGCUAAGGCGAAGCAAUUUUCGCAGGAACUAAGAGCUGAGCUAAAGCGAUUCUCGUGGAGCCACCACGGUCACGGCUCGCGUGUGCUCUCGGCGGCGGCGUCUACAUCAGCUACUCCUCAAAAUGGCGUUAGUGCCGGACCUGGAGCUGGAUUCGACUCGGCUUUAGCGGCUAGAGCUUUGAGGAAACAGCGAGCUCAGCUCGAUCGGACUCGUUCUGGAGCUCAUAAGGCUCUUCGUGGAUUGAAAUUUAUCAGUAACUGUAAGACUAACAGAGUCGAUGCAUGGAACGAAGUUGAGGCAAAUUUCGAAAAGCUCUCCAAAGACGGUUUUCUCUAUCGCUCCGAUUUCGCCAAAUGCAUUGGAAUGGCGAAUUCGAACGAGUUUGCUCUGGAAUUAGUUGACGCUUUGGGAAGAAGACGAAGAUUGAAAGUUGACAAAAUCAGCAAAGAAGAACUCUACGAGUUUUGGUCACAAAUUACCGAUCAAAGUUUCGAUUCCAGGCUUCAGAUCUUCUUCGACAUGGUGGACAAGAACGAAGAUGGUAGAAUUACUGAAGAAGAAGUAAAAGAGAUUAUUAUGGUAAGUGCUUCUGCAAACAAGUUAGCGAGAUUGAAAGAACAGGCAGAAGAAUAUGCAGCUUUGAUCAUGGAAGAAUUAGACCCUGAAAGACUUGGCUACAUUGAGCUAUGGCAAUUGGAGACGCUUUUGCUACAAAAGGACACAUACUUAAACUACAGCCAAGCGUUAAGCUACACGAGCCAAGCCUUGAGCCAGAAUCUCCAAGGUCUCAGAAAGAGGAGCCGAAUACGGAGACUGAGCACCAAAAUGGUUUAUUUUUUGCAAGAAAAUUGGAAGAGAAUUUGGGUUCUGAUGCUUUGGGUUGGCAUAAUGGCUGGAUUGUUCACAUGGAAAUUCUUACAGUACAAGGAGAAAAAGGCCUUUAACGUAAUGGGUUACUGUCUCCUCACGGCUAAAGGAGCCGCCGAGACAUUGAAGUUCAACAUGGCACUUAUACUAUUGCCUGUCUGUAGAAAUUUAAUCACUUGGCUUAGGAAUACAAAGAUGGGUUACUUUGUGCCUUUUGACGACAACAUCAACUUCCAUAAGACAAUUGCUUCAGCCAUUGUAGUUGGUGUAAUUCUCCAUGUAGGGAACCAUCUUGCAUGUGAUUUUCCAAGGCUGAUAAGUUCAUCAGAAGAGGCCUAUAAAAACAAUUUGAGUCUUGACUUUGGAAGUGAUAAGCCCACUUACUUAGAUCUUAUUAAAGGAGUUGAGGGUGUGACUGGAAUCCUUAUGGUGACAUGUAUGACCAUAGCAUUCAUACUUGCUACCCGAUGGUUCAGGAGAAGCCUUGUUAAACUUCCCAAGCCAUUUGAUAGGCUGACUGGCUAUAACGCCUUCUGGUAUUCACAUCACCUGUUUGUCAUUGUCUAUGUCUUGCUCAUAAUCCACGGAGUAUUUCUCUAUCUUGUACACAAAUGGUACAAGAAAACGACAUGGAUGUACUUAUGUGUUCCGGUGUUACUAUAUGCUGGUGAGAGGACCCUCAGAUUUUUCAGGUCCGGAUUCUAUAGCGUCCGUCUUUUGAAGGUUGCUAUUUAUCCUGGAAAUGUUCUAACAUUGCAAAUGUCCAAGCCACCCCAAUUCAAAUACAAAAGUGGACAGUACAUGUUUGUGCAGUGCCCAGCCAUUUCUCCAUUUGAGUGGCAUCCAUUUUCAAUUACCUCUGCUCCUGGUGAUGACUACCUCAGUGUUCACAUACGUCAGCUGGGUGACUGGACACAAGAGCUGAAGAGGGUAUUUUCUGCAGCAUGUGAGGCUCCUGUAGCUGGAAAGAGUGGACUUCUAAGGGCUGAUGAAACGACAAAGAAAAGUUUGCCAAAGCUAUUAAUUGAUGGUCCCUAUGGUGCUCCAGCACAAGAUUAUAGAAAAUAUGAUGUCUUGUUGCUAGUUGGUCUUGGAAUUGGUGCAACCCCUUUCAUCAGUAUCUUAAAAGAUUUGCUCAUCAAUAUCGUAAAAAUGGAAGAACAAGCAGAUUUAGCCUCUGAUCUCAGCAGAACAUCAGACCUAAGUGUGGGUAGUGCAGAUUCCACCACUCCCAACAGGGUUUCUCGAAAAAAGGCACUGAAGACCACGAAUGCCUACUUCUAUUGGGUAACUAGGGAGCAAGGCUCAUUUGAUUGGUUCAAAGGGGUAAUGAAUGAAGUUGCUGAGCUUGAUCAAAGGGGUGUUAUUGAAAUGCAUAACUACUUGACAAGUGUGUAUGAAGAAGGUGAUGCUCGAUCGGCUCUAAUUACUAUGGUUCAAGCUCUGAACCACGCCAAGAAUGGGGUCGACAUUGUGUCAGGCACAAGGGUGAGAACCCAUUUUGCAAGGCCUAAUUGGAAGAAAGUUUUCUCAAAAAUGUGUUCCAAGCACUGUGGUGCUAGAAUUGGUGUGUUCUAUUGUGGUGCUCCAGUUCUAGCCAAAGAACUUGGCAAACUUUGUUACGAUUUCAAUCAAAAAGGUACAACCAAGUUUGAAUUUCAUAAAGAGCAUUUCUAGCCAAGCCUUCUCUCACAUUUUAUAGGCCUAUUAUGAGACUAAGCAAUUUUGUAAACUUUAGAUAUAUGAAAUAUUUGUACAGCCUUAGAUGGGAAAAAGAAAAAAUUACAUAUAUUAAUCAUAAAAAAUAAGUUAAACCGAGUCAAGCAGCAGAAAAAGUAUCCUGGAUUAUAUAUAUAUAUAGUGAGGUGGCUUGGCAUUGUACAUAUGGCGAAAGAUGGAGAUGACACGUGUCAAGUAAAAGUAAAUUGAUACUGUUGUGGUACUCAAAGAGUGCGAUACAGCUACAAUAUUUAUAUUUAUACAAGUUUGACAUAAUUGAUGAAGACAAGUAUUGAAUGGUAGACAUUCAUUGGUGGGUUAGGAAGAAGAUAGUUGUUCUGUUACAAGGUGGGAUAUCUUUAUAUAUAUCUAUAGCUUUUCUCAGAAAUUAUAAUUAAUUUAUCUAUUUUAUUUCUUAUUUUGGUGCCCAAUUUUUCUUCUUUUUUUUCUUUCUUUCUUUCUUCAAGUGGGGCCCAGGGAAUCCUUCUAGAAUGUAAUGACGCAGACUACCACUUUCAAUUAUUUUUUAUAGAUAUAAUUGUUUAGAAUAAAUAAUUGUUCUUUUCUGUAGAUGAAGAUGGUACUUUUUAGCUAUGUUUUUUCUUUGGGGGACCUUUUUUGGACAGAGUGAUAUAUAAUAUAGUGAACCACUGAACCUUACAUUGUCCCUUAAUUUUCUCCUUAAUACAAUAUAUAAUAUGUUUUUUCUUUUCAUUCA